AAGUAUAACGACAAUGGCGCCCACACUGUGCUUCAACUGCCAAACCUCCCGCGCCGUAAUAAUCCGCCCCAAAAACCGCCACAAACUCUGCAAAUCCUGCUUCAUCUCAAUCUUCGAAUCCGAAAUCCACGAAACCAUCAUCUCGACCUCGCUGUUCAAGCGCGGGGAACGAAUCGCCAUCGGCGCCAGUGGCGGGAAAGAUAGUACCGUAUUAGCCUCUGUGCUCAAGACACUCAAUGUACGAUAUGACUAUGGACUGGAUUUGGUGCUGUUGUCUAUCGAUGAAGGGAUUAAGGGGUAUCGGGAUGAUAGUUUAGAGACUGUUAAGCGGAACGCGAAGCAGUACGAUAUGCCGCUUGAGAUUGUCGGGUAUGAUGAGUUGUAUGGUUGGACGAUGGAUCAAGUGGUUGCGCAAGUCGGGAAGAAAGGGAAUUGUACAUAUUGCGGCGUCUUUCGGAGACAGGCACUCGAUCGUGGAGCGGCGCGUUUGGGUAUCAAGCAUAUCGUUACGGGCCAUAAUGCAGAUGAUGUCGCAGAAACCGUCAUGAUGAAUUUGUUGAGGGGCGAUUUACCGCGUUUGUCGAGGGGGACGAGUAUUGUUACAGGCCAGGAUAGUACGGAUAUGAAGCGGAGCAAACCCCUCAAAUAUGCAUACGAGAAGGAGAUUGUCUUGUAUGCGCAUCACAAGAAACUGGAUUAUUUCAGUACGGAGUGUAUAUAUUCGCCCGAGGCGUUCCGUGGGAGUGCGCGAACACUUAUCAAGGAUCUGGAGAAGAUACGACCAAGCUCUAUACUUGAUAUUGUCAGAAGUGGUGAGGAUAUGGCGUUGUUGGUGCCGGCGGAAGUCAGCGGCAGUGGCAAGACUCAAGCCUCUUCCACCGUCGAUGCGGAUGAUUACUCGACUGGAGGAUGCGGUAAUCAUAAUGGCCGGUCUAGCGGCGGUGAAAUGGCAGCAAUGGAAAAGCAACUUGCGGCAAACGAGGCAGCUGAAGAUCAUGAAAUUGAGAUAACAUUACCAAAACCGCAGUCGAGCAAUAGGCCCAGGAAGGCACCACAAGUCAAAGGAAAAAUGAUCCGGGUUCAAAAUAUUGGCAAAUGCGAGCGUUGUGGAUAUAUUUCGAGCCAAAAGGUCUGCAAGGCGUGCACAUUGCUCGAUGGGUUGAAUAAGAAUCGGCCCAAGACUUCGAUUGAGGUUGGAUAUGAGGAGGAAGAGAGUAGCUCGACGUUGAUGCGGCAGAUGGAAAUUGUUCAGCUGACAUCUGUCAUCAACGAUCAAGACGUCCGGCUUAGUCUGAAUUCCACAGCGCCAUAUCACCUAGAUGGCAGGCCGGCGCAACUAUCUGGACGAUGCUUCCAACCGCCGAGCCUUUAUCGCGAUGCAGACGAAGCACUGCAAGUAUAUCCCUCUCGAUUCGUCAAGGGGCGUACGGAUUGUAACGGACCAACGUAA
Talaromyces stipitatus ATCC 10500 is the source of this 1450-nucleotide messenger RNA. Its product is annotated as PP-loop ATPase superfamily protein, putative. Gene Ontology annotation, molecular function: tRNA binding. NCBI's taxonomy places the organism in Eukaryota, Fungi, Ascomycota, Eurotiomycetes, Eurotiales, Trichocomaceae. Gene Ontology annotation, biological process: tRNA wobble position uridine thiolation. Gene Ontology annotation, cellular component: cytosolic tRNA wobble base thiouridylase complex; mitochondrion. The coding region runs from base 14 to 1450 and encodes 478 amino acids. The transcript has 2 exons. The record is from RefSeq and is a predicted model, not a curated record.